AUGCCUCUGGACAUCGGGCAGCUAAGGCCCACUAUAAAAGCCAGCCCAGCUCCAUGCUCCCUCAUCCACUUCUCUGGCCUUCUCCUCCUUAGGAACCAGGUGAUCCUCCUGCCCCGAGACAUGUCCUGCUACGACCAGUGCCAGCCGUGCCAGCCGUGCCAGCCCUGUGGCCCGACUCCACUGGCCAGCAGCUGCAACGAGCCCUGCGUCAGGCAGUGCCAGAACUCCACCAUCGUCAUCCAGCCCUCUCCUGUGGUGGUGACCCUGCCCGGCCCCAUCCUCAGCUCCUUCCCGCAGAACACUGCUGUGGGAUCUUCCACCUCCGCUGCCGUUGGCAGCAUCCUCAGCUGUGACGGAGUCCCUAUCAACUCUGGCUGCUGUGACCUCUCCUGUAUUACCAGCCGCUACUGUGGCAGCAGGUGCCGCCCCUGCUAAAGAUGCCAGACAGUGCUCCAGACCAGGACCUCAGGAACUCAGAACAUGCUGCUGGACAGAAGAACAACAGAACUUCGUGCUCCUGUUUUAAGAGGAGCUGACCAUCUCUGACUUGUCCUGU
This is a messenger RNA of Cygnus olor (mute swan), 556 nucleotides long. Its product is annotated as feather keratin Cos1-2-like. Gene Ontology annotation, molecular function: structural constituent of cytoskeleton. Bases 1 to 435 code for a protein of 144 amino acids. NCBI's taxonomy places the organism in Eukaryota, Metazoa, Chordata, Aves, Anseriformes, Anatidae. The transcript has 2 exons. Gene Ontology annotation, cellular component: intermediate filament. The record is from RefSeq and is a predicted model, not a curated record.